CCCAGGGCCCCAGGCCUCGGCUCCGGGGACCCUGGGCUGUCAUCUCCCUCGUCUUGGGUGUCCUGCUGCUGGGUUCUAUAUGGAAGAAGUCAGUGGAGGUUGUGCCCCUUGCACCGAUGGGAUAGACUACACCAAUCAUUCAAACACCCUCCCUUCUUGCUUACCUUGCACGACUUGCAAAUCAGAAGAAGAAGAAAAAAAUCACUGCACGUCUAGCAAGGACACUGAGUGUCAGUGCAAACCCGGCACUUUCCGUGGAGAAGAUGCACCUGAAUUCUGUCAAAACUGCAGCGCCGGGUGCCCUGAUGGGACGGUCAUGGUCAUGAACUGUACCCCCUGGAGCAACGUCGAGUGUGUGGACCAAGAAUCAGGAACCCUGGCCCAUGGGGAGGCCCCGGUUCCUGGAGAGCUAGCAACCAUGAGCUGGAGACUACCCAGCACUCCCUCUCCCUCCUCAGGCACUUCACCGCUGGUGAUUUACACUUUAAUGGGACUUGGAAUCACCUUUGUCCUAAUGGGAUGUGUUGUAUGUUGCUUCUCAAAAGGUGAGGUUCUAGAAGGGAAGGAGGAGGUGCUGGCCCCCUCCUCCAUCUCCCCAGUCCUCCUGUUCCCCCUGGCUUGUCUCUGAUCUUGUUCCCCAGGAAACCCCUCCUCUUCUCACCUCACCUGGUCCUACAAAACCGUGAUCACAUCGGGCCCCCAACUCAGCUGACAGUCCCCUCUUCCCCCUGGCUGAGUCUGGUGGGAGGAGGCAGAAGAGGGUGGUUCAGGAGCACUGCACAGAUUUCACAUGGGUUUCAUUUUACUUCAUUUUCUCCCUUCUCUUCUCCUCCCUGAGUUCUCCAGACUCGGGGUGUCCCGCUUGCAGUCACAGGCCCGGGGCUCUUUGUUCAGUGUCUGUCCCUGGGGACGGAGGUGCGGCCAGAGGGCCCUCCCCACCACUCAGUGGCGUCUCUUCUCUUGUAGCUUGCUUUGGUGAGUGCUGCCACAAGGUGAGUCGGUUUCUCCAGCAUCUGGCGGCAUCAGACCCUCACUAACUGCUUCCACCCCACAGCAAAGCCCAGGGUGGACAUGGUCCUUGGUUUGUCCUAUAGCGUUGUCCCUGACUCUCUCAACUGGCCUGGGGGCUCUAGGCUGAAUGUAGGAGGGAGACUGGCUUGCUGAGCGCUGUCCUAAGGCUGGUUGGCAGCGCUGGCCCUGAACUUCCUGUUUGAGACACCCUCACUCUGUAACCCUGGGGCAUGCGGGGUGUCAGGCAGGGGUGCUCAGUUCCCUUUAGCAUCACACCAGAGUCUGGGUGCCAUCAGCAGAGCCCAGAUGUGCUGAGUCUAUGCCCACUUGGGGGGCACAGCACAGGGGUAGGUGGGAAGGCAGAACCCACUGUGUCCCCCCAGACGCUGUAGGGGUUUGUGACUCCUGGGUCAGCGCCUUGUUUUCUCAAGGCCCUUUUCUGGCGCUUAUGUCCUCCAAGAGGAUCUGGGGCUCUGGACCAUGCCCACAACAGGCUGACCAGUGGAGAUUCACUUUCCAUUCUGGUCCCUUGGCAGGAAAAAAAGCUGACAGAAGACAAUGCCCAGUCCCAAGAUGAAGCAAGCAGAGAGUCUGGUGGUGAGUGUGCGGCUCUGGCCCUUCUGCUUGCUUGGGACUGUGGUGGAGACAGGGAGAGGCAAUGCUGGUCAGGUCUCCUCUCCUCUGGGGAGGUGGUGAUGGAGGGAGACCAGGGCAUGGAGAGAAGGGAGCCCACCCCUGUUCUGGUCCACUGGCGGCUCUGAUGCUGUUUCCCAUCUGUCGUCUUAUCACCACAUCCAUCGUCUAGAACAGUGCAGCCGAAGGGGGCUCACUCCUCCCAUGACUGACCCAGUGAUGGGGUCAGAGCUACAUAUUUUUCUGUGUGACUAUUACAUACUUUUAAGCCAUUCCUCAUCAUAGUAGCAAUUUCACAUUUAUUUCAAAAGUAUUAUUAAUUUGAAUCUACU
Odocoileus virginianus texanus is the source of this 1976-nucleotide messenger RNA. The record is from RefSeq and is a predicted model, not a curated record. Lineage: Eukaryota; Metazoa; Chordata; Mammalia; Artiodactyla; Cervidae.